CCUUCUCCUUUUCUUCCCUUUUAUCAUUGAACACUUCCCCUUCUUUCUCGCUCCACUUUUUUAUUCUCCCCCCCUUCUUCAUCAGUGACCAGAACAAAUUCAAAUUUUAAGUGGAGUGAUCAAUCCAUUUCUUGGGGUAUUUUGCUAAUUACAGGAAAGCUUUCCCUGUGGAUCCCACCAAUGGCUCUUUCCUUUCUUCUCCACUCCUUUUUACUCUGUAUCAUUUUGUUCGGGUCAAGAACUAUCUUAUUUACAGGUUGGCGGAUAAGCAUAUUGUAAUCUAAGUUACAUGAAGUGGGAGCGUAAGAGCGGCAAAAUUAUAUAAUAAAUAUUGAAAAUUUGAGCGAGAGCGCGUGCAGAGCGUGAGAGCACUCCGAACGUGAGAGCGAUACGUGUUGAGAAGAACUGUAUGACUUAGAUUGUAAUUGUAUCAUGCUUUUCACAAUUGUCCCACCGGGAAUAGCAUAUUAUCAAUGUUUGGUUGCCCAGUUGCUGGGAAGCUUUCCCUGUGGAUCCCACCAAUAGUUCUUUCCUUUCCUUUCCUUUCCCCUACUUUUAUAAUUUGACAUUUUCCCUUCUCUUUCUCACUACUCCUUUUUUGCUUCUCUCUUCAUCAUUCAUGAUUGAGCAUAAUAAAUUCAGUCUUUUGUUGAUAUUUAGCAGAGUAGUGUUCAUAUAUAUGUAUUUUUUAUAAAAGAAAUCCAGCCCCAUAGUAAGCAUAAAAAAUCCUAGCCCUAAGAAGAUAUCACAUCACAUUACCCUUCUUAAGUUCAUGGUCUUACAAAAAAAAAAUAUAUAUUAUAUAUAUGUACCUUAACAUAAAAUUACACGGUAAUUUACAUGGUUUUGUGAUUUUCCGUGAAUAAACAAAUAACUCUCUCCAUGGUCCAAAUUAUAAAAAAGAAAAUUAAAAAAAGAAAAGAAAAAAUUCGUAGUAUAAAUAGUUAUUCAUAGAACAUUUGACGGGGCAUAGAUAAUGAAUAUUUUAAUACAAAAUUUAGAUUUUAUACAACUCCGUUCACAUUUUCUUUUCAACUCGUCAUUUUGUUAAGGUCAAAAUAUAGGGUAACAAUUUAUAUCCAAACCCAUUAAACAGCCCAAACUUGUCCACUAAAAUUAAAUUUUUUGGAUAAUCAAUUUAAAUGAAUGUGUAAUUAAUGGAUAAAAAAUGGGUUCUCAUUAUAUUCAUGGGUAAAUAAUGAGUAAAUAUUGGGUACCCAUCUCAACUCGCUCAAACAAAACUAUAUUUUCUCUCCUCCAUUUCUCUCUAUUUCUCAUUUUUUUUUUCCUGUGUUUUCUCUUCUCUUCCCCCUUUUUUUCUCUCUGUUUUCUCUCUUCUCCCCCUUUUUUUUUUUUUUUUUUUUUUUUGAGAAAGGUUUUUUUAACUCUUUUGUUUGCUCUCUCAAAAAUUUUAAAGAGAGAAAUUAAUUUCAUCUCUUUCUUUUUAUUUUUUGUUUUUUUUUUUUUUGAAAAGUAAUUUCAUUGGCCGACAUAGUUUUUGUUAAAUUGAUCUCUCUCACAAAUUUGGCACUGCUUUAGUUUUUGGAAAAAAAAAAUUUUUGGCGAAUUUUUUUUUAGUAUUAUUAAAUUUUGUCACUUUCUAAAAUAUAGAAUUAUUGCAAAUAUUGUUUAUAGAUCCUGCCAUUGCUCAGAGAUCCUGUCAUUGUAAUUGGGUUGGAAGUCAAUUAUAUAGGAAGAUGGUGUGAUACUUAUUUAUUGUUAUUAAUUAUGAUUUUAUAUAGAAAAAAUAAAAUUGGCCUCUCUGAAUUUUUAUCUCUUUCCUUUCUCUUUCUGUUUUCUCUCUCCUCUCUGUUUUUUCUCUUUUCUUUUCCUGGGUUGUGGUACCGCACUCUAUCGCAAUGUUACCUCAACUUCUAUAUUUCUUUUUUUUGCACUACAAACCUCAAUUUCUAUUUUAUUGGGUAAAAAAUAUUGAAAUUAAAACCAUGUUUGUACCGGUUAAAAUUCCUUUUUCUAUAUAUAUAUAUAUAUAUUAUUAAUUAUACUAGCAGAGUAAUAAGUUGUAUUUGACUUUAAAAAAAAAAAAAAUGAUAACACCAGUGAUUAGAAAAUUAAUAUAAAACUGUUACAAGAACAAUUUUUUUAUUUUUUGGUAUUCAAGAAUUAAAAAUAUUUGACAAUUUGUUUAUAAAAAAAUUUGGGUAAUUGGGUUGGGUGUGAGUUCGGCUCAACCCAUUUGACACCCAACCCAUUUUUAACCCACCAUAAUGGGUUGAUAAUGAACUAAUGACCCAUUAUUGUCCCACCCAUUCACGACCGGCCCAAACCCACCAAAUUACUACCCCUAUCAAAAUUACUGUCACAUGGAGAAUAGCAUAUAUUAACAAAGCAGCAUAUAGAUUCUGCAUUUUCAGAACUGUCCCAACGGGAAUAGCAUAUUAUCAAUGUUUGUUUGGCAGGGAAGCUUCCUCUGUGGAUCCCACCAAUGGUUAUUUCCUUCCUUUCCUUUCCUCCCCUUUUAUCAUUUGACACUUCGCAUUCUCUCUGGCACUCCUUUUUUCGCUUCUCUCCUCUCUCUUCAUAGUGAGCAGAACAAAUUCAAUCUUUUAGUGGAGUGGUCAAUCCAGUUCUUGGGGGGUUUUGCUAAUUACAGAUUGCAUAUAUCCCUUGUUCAUUGAUCUCUUAGAGCCUUGUUCAGUGGCCGCUAUGGGAGCCCGAGAAGCGUCCUCAACUCGAUGUUCUUAUCACGUGUUCUUGAGUUUUAGAGGCGAAGAUACUCGGAAUACCUUUACUGAUCACCUUUAUGCGGCUCUACUCCAUGCAGGAAUACGCACAUUUAGAGAUGAUGAGGGAAUAGAGAGAGGACGGAAUAUCAACUUAGAACUAAAGAAGGCAAUCCAAGAGUCGAGAAUUUCAAUAAUUGUUUUCUCAAAAGACUAUGCAUCGUCAAGAUGGUGUCUUGAUGAGCUUUUGAAUAUCCUUGAGCGCAAGAAGACUGUUGGUCAUAUGAUUCUGCCCGUCUUCUAUCAUGUGGAUCCAUCCCAUGUAAGAAAGCAGACAGGAAGUUUUGCACACGCAUUUGCUAUAUACGAAGAACAAUUUAAGGUAGAGACAGAAGAAAAAAAAGAGGCGGGGUUGGACAAGAUAAAUAGGUGGAAGGCAGCUCUGAGAGAAGUUGCAGAUCUGGCAGGGAUGGUUAUAAUAGAUGGGCAGGAGGCAAGUUUUAUUCAAAAAAUUGUGAAAGAGAUUGGGAACAAAUUGAAUCGCACGGUUUUGAGUGUUUGUCCAUACCCAGUUGGAAUAGAUUCUCGUGUAGAAGACAUUAAUUCGUGGAUUCAAGAUGGAUCGACGGAUGUUGGCAUAGUGACAAUAUGUGGAAUUGGUGGAAUUGGGAAGACAACAAUCGCCAAAACUGUCUACAACUUAAACUUUGACAGAUUUGAAGGUAGCAGCUUCCUCGCAAAUAUUAGAGAAAUAUCAGAACAAUCCAAUGGUUUGGUUAGUUUACAAAAACAAUUUCUUUCAGAUAUUCAAAAGGGGAGAAAAGAAAAAAUUAGCAGUGUUGACGAAGGAAUCAUUAAGAUUAGACAUGCUAUUUGCUGUAAAAGAGUUUUAGUUGUUCUUGAUGAUGUGGAUCAAUCAGACCAAUUAAAUGCAGUACUCGCCAUGCGAGAUUGGUUUUAUCCAGGAAGCAAAAUUAUCAUAACAACUAGACAUCAGCAAUUGCUGAAGGAACGUGAACUCUAUAAGAUGCACAAAGUUAAGGAAUUAAAUGAUGGUGAAUCAUUUCAGCUCUUCUGUUGGCAUGCCUUUGGACAAGACCAUCCCAUUGAAGUUUACAUGGAGAUGUCAAAAAUGGUCAUACAGUACUGCGGAGGGCUUCCUUUAGCUCUUCAAGUGCUAGGUUCUUCCCUAUCUGGCAGACCUGUAGAUGUGUGGGAAAGCACAUUAAAGAAAUUGGAAGCUAUUCCUGACAGUCAGAUCCUAAAGAAAAUAAAAAUAAGCUUUGAUUCUUUACAAGAUGACCAUGACAGAAAUUUAUUCCUUGAUAUUGCUUGUUUCUUUGUUAGAAAGGAUAAAGAAUUCACAAUUACAAUUCUAGAUGGGUGUGGUUUCUAUACAAAAGUUGGGAUUCAAAAUCUCGUCGAUAGAUGUCUCAUAACUAUUGAUGACAAUAACAAGCUGACAAUGCAUCAAUUGCUUCGGGACAUGGGGAGAGAAAUCAUCCGCCAAGAAUCACCCAAGGAACUUGGGAAACGCAGCAGAUUGUGGCAUCACAAGGAUGCCUUUAGUGUAUUAAAUGAAAAAACUGGAACAGAUUCCAUUGAGGGCCUCAUCCUCAACUUCAAUGCAUCUAAAGAAGAUAGGUCCACCGAGGAAUUCUUUGGUUUAGAUAAUGCAAAAAGACACUAUUCAGAAGACUUUCUUGACAAAUCAGCAUUAUUAUUGGAGAACAAUUCAUUGAAGCGGCGUCGUCUAGGGUUCUUCUCUUGGCUUCCCAUAAAUUCUGCCUCAACAAGAUCGCAUUCCACAUCAGAUGAAGUAGAUUUACAAACUGAUGCAUUUUCAAGGAUGCACAGAUUAAGACUACUCCAGCUGAAUAAUACAAGGCUCACAGGAGACUACGAAGAAUUCCCUAGGAAGUUAAGAUGGUUGUGUUGGCGUGGGUUCCGUUUAGAAUCUAUACCCAGUGGCUUUCCUUUGGAGAGUCUUGUUGCCCUUGACAUGCGCAAUAGUUGCUUGAAACAUGUUUGGAAUGGAAACAAGUUGCUCAGAUCGUUGAAAAUCCUCAAUCUCAGUCAUUCCCAUGGUCUUACCAAUACGCCUGACUUCUCACAAGCCCCCAAUCUUGAAAGGUUGAUUCUUAAAAAUUGCAUAAAUUUGAUUGAGAUUGAUGGAUCAAUUGGGGAUUUAGGGAGACUAGUUCUGUUGAAUCUAAAAGGUUGCAAAAAUCUUCGGAAGCUUCCAUCGAAAAUUGGCGGGCUGAAAUGUCUUGAAGUACUCAUUCUAUCUCGUUGUUUAAAGCUCAAGAAGUUGCCAGAAGAGCUGGGCAAGAUGGAGUGUUUGAAAAUGCUCCUUGCAGACGGAGUUGGCAUAAAUCAAUCAUCCUCCAUGACUACUGGGUUAAGAUCAUGGCCGUCACAUUUCCGGGAAUGUCUAUUUGGACCAAGAAGAAGACCAGAAUCGAUCAGCUUUUCAUUGUGUUCUUUACCACGCUCAUUAUCAGUCUUGAGUCUUGCUGGCUGCAACCUAUCAGAUGAUGCUAUUCCAAAGGAUCUUGGCUGCCUAUCCCUGUUGAAGAACUUGGAUCUAAGUAGAAAUCUAAUCUGUAGCAUACCAGAGAGCAUCAAGGGUCUCACUAUGCUCCACUUUCUUGAUCUAAACAACUGCCCAAAACUCCAGUUACUUCCAGAGCUUCCAAUGAGUUUAAGGGUGUUGAAGUUAUCUGGGUGCAGGUCAUUGGAAAUGAUAACAAAUCUACCAAACCUGUUGAAUUCACUGUUCUUGUUUCCAGAUUGUUGUGACAAAGUAAGUGAGGUUCAGGGGUUGUUCAAGUUGGAACCCAUUGGAAACUUUGAUGAAGUGAUGAUCAGCAAUUUGGGUUUGACCAACUUGGAAUUCCUGAGAAAUAUUGAAGUUUCUUUGUUCAACUUUAUGACGGAAACUAAAAGAAAAGUUCCUCUACAGGGACUGCAUGAAUCGGGUAUAUUUAGCACUUUUCUCCCUGGUAAUGAAGUUCCAGGCUGGUUCAGCAUUAAGAGCAAGGAAUCUUCAAUAUGUUUUAAGGUGCCUUCAAAUCCUAAUUUCAAGAUCCAAGGCUUGAAUGUAUGUGUUGUUUAUGCACAAACUGGUAGUUGGAUGGAUUCUGGUUCGACUAAGUUCUGCAUGAUUGAAGUGAGUAAUAGGACAAGGGAUCUGAAGUGUUUAUAUUGCCCAUCAUUCAUGGGCGUUCCAGAUGAUGGGAACGAGAUGGUAUGGUUAAGCCAUUGGAGUUUUGUGAAUCAAUUAGUGGAAGCUGGUGAUGAAUUGAAUGUUUCGGUGUUUUUCGGUGAGCCAUUGGAGUUUUUUGAAUCAAUUAGUGGAAGCUUUCGGUUUUCUAAGCUAAAGGAGUUUGGGAUCCAUGUUGUGUUUGAGGAAGAAGAGAAGGGUACCUACCCUUCUUGUCAAAAUGUUGAUUUGUCAGUGUAUCAGGCGAGGACACGCGCCUACUUCAUCUGCCAUUAUGGUUUGUUCUAUGUAAGAGGAGAAGCUUACCUCGAUUUGUGACUCUAAACUUCAUUUGGAUAGAUUUUGACCAAUCAAAAAUGUUUUGAUGACCUAAAAUUUCUUCAACAACUCAUUCCUUUCUAAUAAAGGUCAAUAAAUUGUCUAAGAGCACUAUCUUUGUGCUGCAAUCACUGUUUUAGUGAAAAUAGGAUCCAAAUGAUAAUUGUUCAGUUUUUGUAAUAUAAUUUUGAAAAACUAAUUGAGUUCCAGGAAAAUUUUUUGUAUCAGCAUCUGCUAUAGGAUUCAAAUGGGCGCCGUAAUACUACUACUAUUAAACUAUAUUUGAUUUAAUCAUUUUAUUUUUGCAUAAUUUCAUAUCAAGUACGUAAAACAGUUACAGUUGUUUUAUAAAGUGAAAAUUUUUCAAACUUUUUUUUAGAAAUGUGGGUAACACUCUUGAGAAAUCUUUAUUCCCUCUCUCUAUGUGACACUAUUAUUUUUAUAUGUAUGUUAAAGAAUGUGAGUAGGGCAGUGAUGCUAUUACUUUUAUAUGUACAUUUUUCUACAUUGUUCACAUAGUGAGUUGUGAGUAGGGUGGUGCAAAAUAAGUUGUGUACUUUAGUUUAAAAACAAUUAGAGAUGGAUGAAUAAGUGUAACUUGUAAUUUUAUUUAAUUUUUUAGAUAAAUUAAAUUUACCGAAUUAAAAAUGAAUUAGAUAACUGAUAAAGCAAAAAUAAACGGGAUUGUUAAAAAGACUCGUAACAUUGGUAGUAGUAGUAGUGCUUUUAAAUUCAAUAACCUACUAAUUUAUAUAUAUAUAUAUAUAUAAUUCAAUAACCAACUUUUAACGUGCUUCUACAUUUUGUGAAAAUGUAUAAUCUCCGCUGGCUGUUUCUUUAUAAAACGGAAAAAGUAAACUAAUUUAAAAAUCAACAAAUUUUUAUAUAAAAUUAUGAAGAAAUUACCUGAAGUUGAAAAAUAUCCCAAACUAUUUAAUAUCGCUAAAUCAGGACAACCUUUCAUUUUUCUGUUAACGGAGCGAGAAAAUAAUGGAAAUGCGUUAAUACAAAAAAAAAUAAAAAAUAAAAAAAAAUAAAAAAGGGUGCAAGAGAAGACAAUAAGUAGUGUAAUAGGUGCAAAUUAAAUUUGGAUAAUUAUACUUACAUUCACUGUAAACAGGGACAAAAGUAACAAUUAUAACAUUUUUCUGUCAUGGAAAUUCAACUUGGGGCACAUAACCUCGUUUAACCUCCUAUCACAAUUCUUUAUUUUGUUAGGGGUGUGAGAAAGAAUAAAUAGAAUCGGGUUUAAGAGUUAAAGAAAAAUGCGUUAUUAAGAUAAAAUAAAUGAAUAUAAAUAUAGAUUUAGAUAGAUAAAAAAAUAAUAAUAAUAAAAUUGAAUGCCAAUCGGCCACAAAAGUGGCAUUAAUCAUUAGUUUUGGAAAGAAAAAAAAUGUGAAAAAAAAAGAAAAAUGAGAGAAAAAGAAAUUUUAGAAAAGGAAA
Messenger RNA from Cornus florida, 7671 nucleotides. RefSeq names its product disease resistance protein RPV1-like. The transcript has 7 exons. Gene Ontology annotation, biological process: signal transduction; defense response. Gene Ontology annotation, molecular function: protein binding; ADP binding. The coding region runs from base 2668 to 6228 and encodes 1186 amino acids. The record is from RefSeq and is a predicted model, not a curated record. NCBI's taxonomy places the organism in Eukaryota, Viridiplantae, Streptophyta, Magnoliopsida, Cornales, Cornaceae.